GGGGGACCCUGCAAGAUGAAAAGGGUCCGCACGGUCUUCAAACCAGAGCAGCUGGAGCGGCUGGAGCAAGAGUUCCUCAAGCAGCAGUACAUGGUGGGAACAGAGCGAGUAGACCUGGCUGCAACUCUGCAUCUCACGGAGACUCAGGUGAAGGUCUGGUUCCAGAACCGGAGGAUCAAAUGGAGGAAGCAGAGCAUGGAGCAGAAGGCAGCAAAGCUGUCACAGUUUGGGGUGAUACAGCCUGCCACUGCGGACUCCACAGACAUCAAGGACCGUGAGGAGGACACUGUGGAGGUUGAGCUUUGA
Pogoniulus pusillus (Red-fronted tinkerbird) is the source of this 306-nucleotide messenger RNA. RefSeq names its product homeobox protein not2-like. The record is from RefSeq and is a predicted model, not a curated record. Gene Ontology annotation, biological process: central nervous system development; brain development; neuron differentiation. The transcript is spliced from 2 exons. Gene Ontology annotation, molecular function: DNA-binding transcription factor activity, RNA polymerase II-specific; RNA polymerase II cis-regulatory region sequence-specific DNA binding. The coding region runs from base 16 to 306 and encodes 96 amino acids. NCBI's taxonomy places the organism in Eukaryota, Metazoa, Chordata, Aves, Piciformes, Lybiidae. Gene Ontology annotation, cellular component: nucleus.